This is a messenger RNA of Manduca sexta (tobacco hornworm), 609 nucleotides long. Its product is annotated as thyroid transcription factor 1-associated protein 26 homolog. Lineage: Eukaryota; Metazoa; Arthropoda; Insecta; Lepidoptera; Sphingidae. The record is from RefSeq and is a predicted model, not a curated record. The coding region runs from base 1 to 609 and encodes 202 amino acids. Gene Ontology annotation, cellular component: nucleus. The transcript has a single exon.
AUGGAAAUGAAAAAUUUAAAAAACAAGAAGCAAGAAAAAAUACCUGCUGACAUGGCAGUCAGUAAAAGGCAGGAACAGUUUGAUGGAAACAGGGGUGUUACAGAAAAGAAACCGUUUGAUAAAAAAGCUUACCGUCUAAAAAAAUACAGCAAGAAGUACAAGUUGGACCAGUGGGAGGAGAACCGUAAGAAGAAACUAUUACGAGACUAUUAUAAAGAAGUUAAAAAUGAACCUAAAGACAAUUUGACAGGCUCCUAUAAGGCAAAGUCAUUUGAUGAGGAUACAACAGAUUCCAAUAAUGUUGGCAAGUUCGUCAGACAUCCAGACUUAAUUGAAAAAGAUGAGGAACAAUCCAAAAUCAAAGAUGUACCAAAGAAAGAUCCAUAUCAUAAAGCUAAAGAACACUAUAACAAAGUUAAGGAAGAGAAAUUGCUGAAAAAAGAGAAUAUAGAGAAAGCAAAAGAGGAAAGGAACCAGAAGUUGCAAGAAUAUAAGAAGAAAAAGCAACAGAGGUUUAAAAAGUUGAGCAAGAAGAAUAAAAAAGGGCAGCCAAUGAUGACUGGAAGAUUAGAAAUGUUGUUAGAGAAAAUUCAAAAGAAUGGAAAGUAG